Messenger RNA from Glycine soja, 845 nucleotides. RefSeq lists its product as uncharacterized. The transcript has a single exon. The coding region runs from base 138 to 596 and encodes 152 amino acids. The record is from RefSeq and is a predicted model, not a curated record. Lineage: Eukaryota; Viridiplantae; Streptophyta; Magnoliopsida; Fabales; Fabaceae.
CCUUUUCUUGCAAUCUAAGUUUUUUCUCCUUUUCUUUUUUCUUUUUUUCUUUUUUUAAUAUUCUCAAUUUAUACCCUUCUACACAAACUCCCACUAGCUAUCACAGUUUCACCUGAGAAACUGAGGGAAAAAAAAAGAUGAGCUCAGUAUGCAUAUCAAACUGCAUCAACGACGCACGUGACCCACGUGUUCCGGUGAGGGCUUCCUACGUGAACCUCUAUAAGUGGCCGGAAUCGGAUGCUGAGUUCGUGAGGUCUAGAAGUUGCAACAGAGAAAAGGGUUCUCAGAUAUUGUACGGUCACCCCAGGGUGGUGGAUAGCAUCUCUUGCAGACAAAUGUACCUCAGAAGCUACACGUUUUCAAGGGAAGAAGAGAACGAGCACGAGAAAACCCACAAAUGUUUUGGUAGGGCAAAGAUGAAGAAGAAGAAAGAUAUUGGGAACGAGACUUUAAAGCCUAAUGAUAAGGCUAAGAAAACCAAGUGCUGCUUGGUUUGGAGUAAGGCUAAGGAGGUCUCGUGUUCUGCUUUGUCUGGGAUUCUCCGAAGGGUCUUGUCCUGUUCCGCUAGUGUAGAUGUUGUCGACGAAAAAUAUUGAUUUUUAAUCAAAGGUUUGAACUUUUUUGUUUUAUUUUAUAUAUAUUUUCUUCCUAUUUAUGAUCCAGAGAGAAGAAUUUAUUAGUGAUAUAGCUAUCUAUCACUUUGGUUUCUUUUUCUUCACUUAUGUAUAAGGUUGUGUGAAACGUGAAUGUAAUUUUUCCUGCGGUGGAUGUUAAUUCUCGCAUGCUAGAUGUAAAUAUUUUGUGGUUACAGAAAAAAAAAGGUUCAAGUGGAUUAAUUUGUGCAA